Molecule: messenger RNA, 4823 nt
Organism: Caenorhabditis angaria
Lineage: Eukaryota; Metazoa; Nematoda; Chromadorea; Rhabditida; Rhabditidae
Source: the annotation of a GenBank genome assembly
AUGACUGAUUCUCAGAUGGAUUUCGAAGAACCAGAAAAAGAUCAGGAACUUGUUAUCCAACAUGACUGGCAUUUGGGAUUAAAGUUAGUUUGAAUUUCAACCCAUUAAAUACAUAAAUGCUUAAUUUUCAGAGAACCUAUUUCAUCAUUUUUCAUUGGUGUCAAGAAGGCUGGAGAUACUAUGACAACUUUUUUCGAUGUUCAAGUGACAAAAUUGAUCGAUGAAUUUGGAUUUACAGUAUUGCCAAAUAAAACAGGCUCAGAAGAGAUCAAGAAUUUCGGAAAAAUAUCAUUGGAUUUAGUUGUAAGUAAAAAAAUGCAUUAUUAUACUAUAUAUCAUAAUUUAGAACAAUCUUCAUGUAAAUUAUAAAAAUAUUGUGACCAUAUUUGUAUCCCCGGUUGCCGAACUUCGACUUCACGGACUUCAAACAUCAGCUCACACUUUCGAUGUUUCAUCAAGUGGUCAAACUAUAAUUUCGGCUGAUACAAGUGGUUCUCUAGUUGUUUCCUCAGCAAUGGAUGGAAAAACUCUUCGAAUCCUCGAAGGACAUAUUAUGGAUGUAUAUAGAACUCAAUAUUUUCCAUCUGAUCUCGUUGUUUUGACCGGUGGAAUGGAUUUGACAAUUCGAAUCUGGGCAAUUGAUAGUGGAAAAUGUGCAAGAAUAUUUGGAGUUGGUAAAGAAAUUCUAUCUUGUUCAAAUGAUGGAUGUGUUUUUAAAUGGAGUUGUGGAACUGGAGAGAUUCUUGAAAAAUGGGCAUUUGAAGCGGGAAAAUGUGUAGAUUUGAAGAUAUUUGAGGAGACUUCGAGAUUUGCAGUGAUUUGUGAGAGAAAUUUAUUGGUGGUUAUUAUUGAAAAUGGUCAAAGAUAUGAUAUUGCUUUGGAAGAGGGAGAGCCGACUUGUUUGGAAUUUAGUGGAAAUUCAAAUAUUAUUUUUGUUGGGUUUGAAAAUGGGAGUAUUGCUGCUUAUGAUAUCGAAAACAGGAAUUUGAUUUCUAAAAUCAAAUCGAAUCAAGGACGAGUUACUUGUCUCAAGUUUUAUUGCAAUCGACUUCUAGCCGCAUACAGUGAGCAUUUUAUUUUUUUUUUCAAUGUUCAUAUAUAAUUUUAUUUCAGAUGAUGGUAUAAUUUUGGCCUACCGUAUUCCUACAGUAACCCCAGAGGCUGGCGAUUCUUCAGAUAUUCAUUCAGAAUUUCAACUAACCGGUCCAGAUUGUGAUCCGAUUUAUGACAUGAAAAUUCGGGGAAGAAAUUUAUAUACGAGUUGUCGAGAUAAAAUUGUUAGAAAAUACACGUUGUUGUGGGAUUCUGAAUAAAUAAAUUAUUGCAUUUCGAAUUUUUACGGAUACUAUAUUUUCAAAAGGUUCAAAAGCCCAAUUUUUUUUUAAAUUUCUGAUUGUGAGUUUCAGUUUUUCAAAUUACAUGAAGUAUUUUAGAUGAAUAGAUCAAUAUUUUAUACACAAAUCCGAUGGAAAACAGUGAAAUUCAAGCCGAAAGUGAGUUAGAUUUAUGACUUCUAGAAGUUUGCGACGCGCUCCUAAUAUGAGUUAUGACGUGGCAAAUUUUCGAAAAAUCGGGAUUUUGGGAGCUGGAAGCUUUAAGCAGCUCCCAAAGUCCCGCCACGUCAUAAUUAAUAUUAGUUCUGCAAUUUUGUCGGGAAAAGCGGGUAGAAAACUACUACGAAACAUGAAGUUUAUCAAAAAUCCAAAAAAUAUUCAGAUUGCGCGAACAAAACCACUAAAAACCCCAUCAGCUUUAGCUCUCGAUCAUUUCGAUUUCUAUUACGGCCCACUUUUCGGCAAAAAAUGGCCAAGUAUACGCCUAGGCCUCCUCUCACCCAACAAAUAUUUGGCUGUAAUAAAUACAAUGUGCCGCAAUUGGGAGGCUCACGAUGAAAUAUUGAAUGAGAUGGGAGCUAUUGAUUUGUUGGCGAAAGUUCGGGGAAGCAAAGCGGAUGAUCGAUUUUUGGAGGAGAAACGGCAGAGAGUUGAAGUUCGGGCGAAAGAAGAUUUGGAAAAAGCGAAUCAGAUUCUGGCUGAUUCGAACAGAUCUAUAGAGCCAGAAGAAGCAGAUGAAAAAAUCGAUAAAUUAUAUCGAAGUGCUGCUGGUUUGGGAGAAUUUAAAGCGAGUCCUGGAGAAUUAUCCACUUCUGAUCUACAAAUGGGCAAAUCAACCAAACAUACCAAAGAUUUUGAGUUGGUUUUUUCUGUGGAAAAAAAAGGAAAAAAUAUCAUUUUUUGCAGAAUUACGGGAUUUGAAGGGGAAGGUGUUCGACUUCCGAGACGACAGCAUUUUAUUUAUUAUCCGUAAGAGAUUGUAGAACUCAAUAUGAGUUAUGACGUGGCAAAUUUCGAAAAAUUGGGAUUUUAGGAGCUUCAAAAAUGAUUUUCAUCAAAAUCUGAUAGCAUUUGGUUGUUCAGGAGGCUCGAUAACAUAAGUUCUGAUGUUCACAGAAGCUUCAGAAGCUCUGAACUUAUGUUAUCGAUCCUCCUGAUCAACCUCGUCCUAUCAGAUUUGAAUGAAAACCAUAUUAAAAGCAAGCUUCAAGCUCCUAAAAUCCCGCCACGUAAUAACUCAUAGGCCAAAAACUAUCAGAAAACUUUUCAUCAAAAAUCUACCCUUGCUAGAAAAAAUUAUAGUUUUUUUCCAGAAAUCUGCGUGUUCGAAGUUUCGAUAGAUCAACACUUUUGGAUUUUCCAGCCCCAAUGAAAGACGACAUCGGAGUUCCAAGUUAUUGGCUCCUCGAUGGCGGCUCUCUUCUUCCAGUUCUCGCACUCGGAAUCCAAAAAGAUGAAAGUGUUUUGGAUAUGUGCGCAGCGCCUGGUGGAAAAAGUCUACUCUGCGCUUUAACCCAACUACCCUCUCGAAUAGUUUGCAAUGAUUUCAAGUUGGCGAGAUUGGGACAAUUGAAAAGAGCAUUGAUGACGUAUGUGCCGGAAGAGAAUGAUAUGAUUAAUCGAUUUGUUUUGAAGCGGAAAGAUGCGGGAGAUUUGAAGAGUUGGGAUGAAUUGGAAGCAUAUGAUAAGGUAUUUUGAAUUUCUCAUAUUCAGUUUUACAGUAGAAAUCUCUGUAGGGCUGAUUCACGAACGAAAAACAUUUUUAAAAAAUUUUUUUAAACAUUGAUUCCGAGUUUUUCAGCCAAAAAUGAUGACAAAUCGAUAUUUUUCAAGCUUCUGGAGUGAUUUCUGAUGAAAAUAAACUUCGAGACCCCUAUUUUGCUUUAUUUUAUGAAUUUUUUCGAAAUUCAUCAAAAUUUAAAAAAAUUUUUAUUUUGCGAAAAAUCAGCAAAACCUUCUGGAAAGUGAAUUCCAAAGUCAAUUUUAAUCAGAAAUUACUCCAGAAGCUUAAAAAUAAUGAUUUGUUAUCAUUUUUGGCUGAAAAACUCGAAAAACUAAGUUUGACCUACAAUGUUUUUUCGACACUUUUUGACUUUUCGUGAAUUGAUCUUUCAAUGUUUAAAAAAACUUUUUUUUUUCGUUCGUGAAUUAGCCAUUGUACAUUUUUACAAACAAAUUAGCGCACUGUAAAAUUUUUAAAUUUUCAAAAAAUAUGAAAUUCCCCGAGAAAAUCCAUUUCCAAUGAGACAUUCUGUACAGUUUUUCACGCUGAGAAAGACCACGUUUUCAGUUUUUGCUAAGCGACUCUCUGAAAAGCACAAAAAUGAGCCAAAAAUUGAGAUAACUCAUGCUAGAGAAGAGUUUAUCGAAAACUGACGUUAUUCAGGAAUUUUUUUUCGCCAGUAAUUCAUAAUUUUCAGAAAAAUUGUUGUGUUUUGAGCCUAUUUUCUGAGCCAAAAAAAUUCCUGAAUAACGUCAGUUUUCGAUAAACUCUUCUCUAGCAUGAAAUUUCUCAACUUUUGGCUCAUUUUUGUGCUGUUCAGAGAUUUUAAGCGUGAAAAACUGUACAGAAACUUAUAUCUCUCAUUGAAAAUCUUCGGGGACUCUUAAGUCUAGGUGUGUUCAAUGAUCCAUUCCCUAAUCUACUUCCUCUCCAGGUUCUCGCCGAUGUUCCCUGCUCAACUGACCGCCUUUCUGUUGCCAUGGACGAUGGAAAUAUAUUUAGCACGGCUGCAACACAAUUCCGACUCGAAUUACCUGUUCUACAAACCAGAAUCCUAGUGUAAGCCUGUUUUUUUCUCAUUUUUUAAUUGUAAGGAAAAUUUUAGGAACGCCUUGAGAUCUGUGAAAAUCGGAGGAUCUGUAGUUUAUUCAACUUGUACACUUUCACCCAGUCAAAAUGAGGUGAGCUAGAGAAAUUUGAGGUUUUUUCGAAAUUUGUUGUCAAAAAAUGUUUUUUUCAAAUUAAUUUUUUAGAUUUUUUUUCAAAAAUCCCGAAUUUCAGCCCGAAAAUGCUCCAGUGCUCAUUUUAGCUCAAAAUUCUUGAUUUUUCAAGCUCCAGAGCCCAUUUUCUUUCAAAAAUCCCGAAUUCCAGCCCAAAAAUCUUUCAGUGCUAAUUUUAGCUUAAAAUUCUAGAUUUUUUAAGCUCCAGUCCCAAUUUUUUCUCAAAAAUCCCGAAUUCCAGGGCAAUAAUGCUCCAGUGCUCAAUUUUUCUCAAAAUUCUAGAUUUUCUAAGCUCCAUCGCCAAUUUUCUUUUUUUUUUCUGAAAAUCCCAUAAUUUUGCAGGCAGUUGUCGAAAAUGCAGUAGCGAUCGUGAAAAAAGAGUACGGUAUGCAAAUUGUCGAAGAAUCGCUCCAACAAAUCGUCGAACACAUGACUGCCACCGGUCUCUAUCGAUUUCACAAUACACCAAUCGGCGCACUCAUCACACCAUUUCUACCAUCGAAUUUCGGCCCAAUGUAUAUUUGCAAAUUGACCAGAUUGCAGUGA